AUGACUAAGGAGCUGAUUAAAAAGAGGGAAAAUACCGGAGCGUUCACCAUCCCUUACACCAUAGGCAUGCUCCAAUUUGCUAAAGCCCUAUGCGAUUUGGGAGCAAGCAUCAACCUAAUUCCAUAUGAGAUCUAUAAACAACUUGGGAUGGGUGAACCGAAAGCCACAACAAUGAGACUCUUGAUGGCGGACCGAUCAAUUAAACAUCCCGUGGGGAUACUAUAUGACAUCUUGGUAAGGGUUCACCGAUUCAUUUUCUCGGCUGAUUUUGUCAUUCUCGAUUGUGAAAUAGAUGUUGAAAUUCCCAUCAUUUUGGGAAGACCAUUCUUGGCAACCAGGAGAGCGUUGGUGGAUGUUGAAAGCGGAGAACUGAAGUUUCGGGUGAAUGAAGCUGAAGUAACCUUUAAUUUUUGUAAGUCAAUGAAACACCCAAGUGAUAUUCACGUGGUCUCCACUGUUGAUGUUAUUGAUGAGGCGGUGGCUAGUGUGAGCCAUUUGAUGUGCAUGAGUGAACCACUUGACGUCGUGCUUGCUAACUAUGAUGAAUACAAAAUUCAAGGCUAUGAAGAGUUGGACAUUGAUCUAAAACAUCGAGGAAGUCCUCCCGUAAAGCUAUCAACAGAAGAACCACCAAAUCUGGAGUUGAAAGUACUUCCCUCCGAACUUCGAUAUGCUUUCUUAGGGGCAAAUAACACCUUAUCGGUGAUCAUUGCAGCUGACUUGCUUGAAUGGCAAGUAAAAUUGCUCUUUGAGGUGUUGAGAAGGCAUAUCAAAGCUAUAGGUUGGACUAUCGCUGACAUAGUGGGCAUUCCUCCUGGUAUUCGCACUAACAAAAUUCAACUUGAUGUGAUUGUAAGCCGAGUGUUGAACAUCAGCGGAGAUUGA
This is a messenger RNA of Solanum verrucosum, 885 nucleotides long. RefSeq lists its product as uncharacterized. The transcript is spliced from 2 exons. Lineage: Eukaryota; Viridiplantae; Streptophyta; Magnoliopsida; Solanales; Solanaceae. Bases 1 to 885 code for a protein of 294 amino acids. The record is from RefSeq and is a predicted model, not a curated record.